CUCCACUGGAAUAGCGCAACAAUGUAAUGCCAAGCUAUCUAAAGUAGUCAACAAUGUGGUUGCAAGUAAUUCCUUAAAAUGUAACAUUUCUCAACCAAGUGAAGAUGAUGUCUUCUAAGCCAAUCAAUGCCUACCUAUUAAGUGAUAGAUUGAGAAUGAUGGAGAGUCAAUCACCGAACUUGUCUUUUAAAAGUUUGGCAUGUAUUGUGUCAUUUUGGCUGGGAUUUGUCCUCUUUCUUGUGGCUUUCAGCUCGUCCGAAUGGUUCGGAAUAGAAAAUGGUAUAACAGUUAGUUUGUGGCAGAAAUGUUCUCAGAAUUUUAAGACUAGUAUCUGGUCUUGUGAAUACUGGGAGGACAAACUACCGGAUUUCAUACGAGCUGGACAAGGUUUUUGUAUUGUUGGUUUAUUGACCUAUGUGAUAGCUGCAGUUAUUAUCAUAUCUUACAUAUUUAUCCGACAAUUACAAGAAACAAGGGCUUUAAUUAUAGCUUUGUGUCUGCUCAUAUUUUCAGCAGGAUGUAUGACGAUCAUGGCCAGCAUAGUAGUUGGUGUAAAAGGUGGAGAUUUCUGUUACGAUAUUAAACGAGAUCGAAGGAAAUUGUUUGACUAUUUCAUCGCUGGUGUUGAUGCUUCGGGAAAAUUUUCUGUCGGUUGGUCCUUUAUCGUCGCCAUCUUGUCCGCCAUUACAACGUUAGUUAGUUUUACGUUUUGUAUGUUGGAAUUCUUCCGAGUAAAUGCCAUGACAUUAUCAGAACCUUUGAAUCACCACAUUAGUAUUUUCUAA
Messenger RNA from Lottia gigantea (owl limpet), 785 nucleotides. RefSeq lists its product as hypothetical. The record is from RefSeq and is a predicted model, not a curated record. Lineage: Eukaryota; Metazoa; Mollusca; Gastropoda; Lottiidae. The coding region runs from base 105 to 785 and encodes 226 amino acids. The transcript has 4 exons.